This is a messenger RNA of Radiomyces spectabilis, 228 nucleotides long. RefSeq lists its product as uncharacterized. The transcript has 2 exons. Bases 1 to 228 code for a protein of 75 amino acids. The record is from RefSeq and is a predicted model, not a curated record. Lineage: Eukaryota; Fungi; Mucoromycota; Mucoromycetes; Mucorales; Radiomycetaceae.
AUGAAGGCUGCUUUCGUUCUCGCUUUGUUCGCUGCUGUUUUCGCUGUCUCCUCGGCUGCCAACUCUGGUCACCACAAGGAAGGUGAACAAUCCGCCGGUAACCUUGGUAACGAAGGCCGUGUCGUCGGUGCCUUGAACAACCUUCUCAAGGGCGGUAUUCUUUCUGACAACUCCCAAAACACGCUUGUUCAUGUAAUCCACAUUGUUCAUUCUGUUUCUAAGCAUUAA